AUGGAGAAAAGUAGGAAUAGAACUGAUGCUUAUUGCGAGUUGCAUUUCGGGAAAGCACAUACUGGAAAGACUAACACUGUGUAUAAUAAUCUAUGUCCCAAGUGGAAAGAUGCAAUAAUAUCCUUUGAUAUAAUAGAUGAUGAAGAGUUGCUUGAAAAUGUAAUGGAAAUCAAGGUUAUAGACAAGGAUGUUAUAGACAGUGAUGAUGAAAUAGGCACUAUCAAUAUAGAUUUGAGCUCACUUUUUAACAGAAGAACGAAUCAGACUAUCAAAUGCUGGUUUCCAAUUUUUGAUAUACAAUAGGGGAUAAGAGGUGAACUUUUAGUAGAAAUCAAACUUACUUUUGUCAGAGAUGAAAGCAUAGCCAAGACCUUAUCAAGUACUUUAGUUUCAUUUUUCUCUACAUCUUCACCUCCUCUAUGCGUCGUCAAAUAAAUGCUUGGAUUUGUCGAAGAACUUGUUGAUUUUAAGAGAAGUGACAAAGAGGCUGACAAUAUGAUACAUAUAUAGGAAGGAUGCCUUAAACUGAGAUAAAAAUUGGGCAAAAUUGUGGUUGAAAGAGGUGGGAAUGCGAUAAUUUCAUAUAGACAAGUGCUUGAUAAUGAAGGAGCUAAGAGUAAAAGAAUCGUACUAAGAGGAUAUGGCACAGCUGUUUAUUUGAUCUAAUAAGAUGAUGAAGAAUAAAAAGCAUAGUCUUCUCUGCUAUCAUAGUCUAAAAAGAACAACUUCCCUAAAAAUCUUACCAAAUAAAGCAAAGGAUAGAGUAAAUUCUAAAAUGAAUAAAGUUACAAGCAAUUCAACUAUCAAUUGAUUGAAGAAGAGAAGGACGAGAGACCUAGAAUUCAAUUUAUUACCUCAAAUACUUUUCCAGAUGAAGCCCAUAUGUGGUUUGGUUCAACAGUUUCUGUACGAUCUGUAAGGCUUAUAUCACUUAAGAAAACUGAAAGAGAUAGUUGGUGGGCUGAAUUGAGAGAAGAAAUCACUAAGAAUGCUCUCUCUAUGAAUUGCACACAUAUCAUUGGAUAUAGAGAGGUAGUAAGUAUAUACAGAGAUGUAAUGAUCCUUAAUGUAUUUGGUACUGCUGUAAAAAUAAAGGAAUUUACAACUAAAAAAGAGUCUAUAAUGAAAAGUUAGGCUAUCAGAAUGAAAACACCAAUGGAAUAUUCACCUUAACUUGAACCAGUUUAAAUUUAGCUAGUGAAAGCUGUAAGCUCAUAAAUAAAUGAGAUAAAAUAUUCCUAGAAAUUAAAAGAUCAGCAUAUGUCAAAUCAAAAUUUAAGGCCUUUGAGAUCAAAUUGUCAAUUCUGCCAUAUUAUUAAUAAAAAUUAAGGAGCUGAAAAACUAGCCAAUAAACUUCAUCUAUUCAAGUGCCUAGAAUGCAAUAAAGACUACGUUCCAGAGAUAAUUAUUGCCUCUGUUGAUCCUCCCGAAGGCUUAAAUAUAAUUGGAACUUCAAAGUAUGUUGAAGCGAGACUAGUCAAGCAAAAGAAAAAUCUCAAGGGAGAAUAGCACGCUAUUACUGUUAGUGAUAAAGUAUUUUUCUUAGAGUAUCAUCUUCACAGUUAACUAAUAAAAAAAAUUAAGCUUCUUGGUAAAAACUCAAUUUUUAGUCUAAGGAUUAAUAUUGUACUUGCUGAAGAUUGUAUUAUUGGAAUUGCAACUGGAACUGCAUUAUGCCUAAGAGCACUUCCAAUACCUUAACCACUCAAAAUUAAAUAAAAUACUCAAAUAUUUCAAGACUCAAUUAGCAACAAGCAGUUCUUUGAAAAUCUGCAAAAAUUGUCGUAAUUCUAUAUCUAAUAGUCGUUUGAGAGUGAAAUUUUUGUUAUUAGAACGCCUUACUAUUUCAUGCAAAAGCAUAAGCGCCAGACUUAUUUAAAGCAAUAAGCAAAAACAAAUGAAAAUAUAAAUUUAGAAUGGCUGAAGAAAUCGCCAUCAAAAUAGGCCACGCUGGACGAUGAUAGAUUUUAAGAAUUUAUCGAAAAAGAAGGUGAGCUUAGAAGGAUUUCAGAAGAGCAAAACAUGAUAGAACAUCCUAAAAUUAGCCCUAAGAAAUUAUUGCCCAAAGACCAUGGUGAUUAGGAUGUACAAUAUCUCAAAGAGGAUUAUGACGAUGUUUCUUUAAAGGAUGAAAACGCCAUUGAUAGUAAAAACUAAGCAUAAUUAACUCAGAUUAAAUUGAAGCUAAAUAUAGAUGGUGUGAUUAAAAGACAAAGUAUUGAAAACAAUGAAAUGAUUGUAACCCCUACUCAUGAUAAUAGAGCCUAGGAAAUUGAGAAUAUCAGAGGAAGAUAUACUUUGCAACAAAAAGAGUUAACUUUUUAGUAGAUGGUAGACUUCUACAAUUUGAAUGAAAAUUUUAGCUUUAACAAAUAGAAUGCAGACUAAUAGCCAAAAUCACCUAUCCUUAUUCAUCAAACUUCAGCAAAUCAGCAUUUCGAAUUUUAUGAUUUCAUAGCUGAUAAUAAAAUCAUUGAUUCUGCUAAGCAUCAGCCCUUUGUGAGAAAUACUCAGGUUAAAACAUCAUUCUUUAUUUAACUUGAUGACUAAAAAGAUUUGGACGUCCUCAAAAGUUUGUUAGAUCCUUUAUUGCCGCCUAAUCUUGUACUUUUAAAUACAUAAUUUGAUCUCUUCAAUUACAAUUGGCAGACUAUAAAUCCAAACAAUGUUUUCUUGAUUUAUAAAGCUUGCAGAUUCCUUUUUGAAGAGCGAGAGAAUAAUAAUAUCACUCAAGCCUUCAAUAGAAUAAUGUAGCAAGCGCAUUUAGAACUGGUAUAAACAUUAAUAUAAUAAGAUCAUGCUCCUGGUGUUAUCUGCGCUCUCAGAAAUUAAAUAAAAAUUUAGGACAACAAUUAUGUAGACAUCAUAUUCACAGGUGCUGUCUUAAGGACUGAAUAGCAUUAAAUGAUAGAUAUAAGUAUUCAAGAAAAGUAGAAACUCAGCAUUAGAACAGAUAUAGAUAUGCCUAAAGAAAUUUAAGAUUAAAUAGAUGAAUAAGGAAUGAAAAUUGGAGAAGAUCAACGAAUAUAAAUUGAUCUAUCUUUAGGAGAGAAUCAGCCUUAAGUUCAAAAAUAAAAAAGAAAGAGAAGAACUGGUGGCUUGUUUAGCUUUUGUAAGUGUACAACUAAGCAUAAAAAAAUAAAGGAGGUCGAUAAUGGCAUAGUCAAAAAAACUCAUAUAAAGCUUUUGCCCAUGUCUGUUUAUCCAAAAAUGAUUAUCAAAAAGUAUCUAGGAAUAGUUGAUGUUCAUUUGAUUAGAUAAGUAAAACUAUUAAAAAUAGACGAUGACAUCCCAACUAUUAUUGAAAAAGUUCUUGAUGAUGCUAAUGAAAUUGUAAAAUCAAGAGUUGAGGCCCUUGGUGGUAAUUGUUUACUAGGCUAUAAGAUUGAUUUUAAUACAAUCGAAUAAAGUGUCUAAAGCUAACUUAACCUUCUGAUUUAAUGUUUUGGGGAUGUUGUAUUAGUUGAAGAAAAUCAUGAAAUGGUUGAAAUGAGAUAGAAUACCGAUGAAAAUUUGGUGCAAAGAACAACCAUUCUUUGA
Molecule: messenger RNA, 3540 nt
Organism: Stylonychia lemnae
Lineage: Eukaryota; Ciliophora; Spirotrichea; Sporadotrichida; Oxytrichidae
Source: the annotation of a GenBank genome assembly